CAGUAAAACAAUAGCCACAGGGGUUACGGAGAGGUGCUCACAGUUGACAUGAGAGGUGCGGUCAACUCCGAUGUUCAUAGUCCGAUAGCCGAAUCUUCUCAGACUUGUGUCAAUACUCGCCGGCCACAACACAGGAAGUAGUCACUCAGCUGUUUGAGGGGUGACUAUAAUUUCGUUCCACAACUGCAUUUUUUCUCAAUUGGGAUAAGUCAAGACGCAUGCUCAGGCAAACUACACAAUGAUGUUGUGGCCCCACUACGCAUUGGCGACAGCGCUUAUAUCAAGCACGGCUUUGGCAACACAGAAGGUGUUGGUGGGAGGGAAGGAGAAUCCCCUGAAUUCAAAUAUAUACAAGCUAGCCAUUGAAGCUCUGGAAGAAUGGCACGUCCCGGGACUAUCGAUCGCUAUAGUCGAUGGUGAGGAUACUUGGGCUGCGGGCUACGGUAACGCAACGCUCCCAUCGACGCCCGUGACGCCCUCAACCCUGUUCUACGGCGGCAGCACCACCAAGGCCUUCACCGCGGCCAUCGUCUCGCUCCUCAUCGACUCGGGGGCCUACCACCCGUCCCUGUCCUGGCAGACUCCCAUAUCGCAGCUGAUCCGCGACGACUUCGUCCUCCAGCCCGAGUACGCCUGGGCGCAGGAGCACCUGACGCUGGAAGACCUGCUCUCGCACCGGACGGGGUUCGCGCGGCACGACAAGUCGCUCGCGUCGCACCACCACCAGGGCGGCGACUCGUCCGAAGAAGAAGGAGAAGAAAAAGCCAGCGCGCGCUCGCUCGCGCGUUCCCUGCGCCACCUUCCCAUGGUCACCGAGCCGCGCACCACGUACCGGUACUGCAACCUCAUGUAUCUGGUGGCGUCGCACGCGAUCCAAACCCUGACGCGGACCGGGCUGGGCGCGCUGAUGCGCGACUGGAUAUGGGGCCCUCUGGGCAUGCACAGCACGUACUUCUCGCUCGAGGAGGCGCUGGCGGCGCCCGAGCACCUGGCCGCCGGGUACUACUGGGACUAUGAUGCCGGGGACGGCGGGUUCGCGCGGGUGCCGUACAUGGGGCUGCGGGAAGCGAGUGGUGCGGGCGCCGUCGUGAGCAACGUGCUCGACUACGCCAGGUGGGUGCGGUGCCUGGUGGACGAGGCGGCACCGCUGAGCAGGCGCGGCCACGGGGCCCUCAGGACGCCCAGGAUCGUGCCGGCGGGCGGCGCCCAGGGCUACGACGGCGAGAUGAGCUAUGCGCUGGGCUGGCGCGUCAACACGUACAAGGGGCACAGGGUCUUCACGCACAGCGGCGGCAUGGAGGCGUACGGCGCGGACGUGUGGUUCUUCCCGGAGCUGAGAUACGGAAUUGUGACCAUGGGGAACACUGCCGUCACGAGCAACUUUGUCGGUAGAAUGGUGGCGUGGCGGCUGAUCAAUGACAGGCUGGGCGUGCCGGAGGAGCAGAGAUACGAUUGGCACUCGCAGUUUGAGCAAUCGCUGGAGGAUCUCAGGGGCCAGUUCGACAAGGCCGAAGACAAGCUCUAUCCAGACCGAGCACAGCCGCCAUUGCCUCGAGCCCUCCCGCUGGAAGAGUACACUGGGACGUAUUUCCAUCCGGCGUAUCGUAACCUCACCAUCGCGCUCAGCGAUGCUGCCGAACAGCUCAGGGCCGUGCGCAAAGACUCAGUGUGGAAGAUGACGUUUGACUUUGGUCGUGUGUCGGGUGAGUUUUGGGUGAUUUACAUUGACAUGUUGAAUACACCGAACAAACUCAAUGGACAGCUUGCGAAGGCGGAGUUCGUCAUUGGGCCAUCCGGAAAAGUGGACAAGCUGAUCGUCGAGUUUCUGGAGGAGGGCAGUGAGGGCAUCAUCACAUUCGACAAGAUAAUGUAAGGCAUGUGAGACCAGGGUUUCAAUUCAAAAAAUAAAUU
Messenger RNA from Truncatella angustata, 1911 nucleotides. Its product is annotated as beta-lactamase/transpeptidase-like protein. The transcript has 3 exons. NCBI's taxonomy places the organism in Eukaryota, Fungi, Ascomycota, Sordariomycetes, Amphisphaeriales, Sporocadaceae. The coding region runs from base 239 to 1873 and encodes 544 amino acids. The record is from RefSeq and is a predicted model, not a curated record.